UCCUCCUUCUUUCUCAAUCAUUCUCGCCUCCUAUUCAUCGCAUUUAAACGAAAGCAUAUUAUCUACAAACAAACAAUGUGACUUGCAUUGCACUUUCGUAAAUUAAGUUGAUUUUUGUGUGGAUUUGAUUGGAACAAGAGCGCAUGGAGGAUUAACUGAACAAUGUCCUCUAAGGGUCAACAUCUGACGGUCCCGCUUUCUGUGUUGCUCAAUCGCGAAUUGGCCAAUGAGAAGAUUGAGAGGCCAGAGAUUUCUCAUGGUCAGGCUUGUCAAAGUAAGAAAGGGGAGGAUUUCACAUUUCUCAAGACGGAAUGCCAACGUGUCGUUGCAGGAGAUGAUGUUUCUACAUAUUCUGUUUUCGCGAUAUUUGAUGGACACAAUGGGUCUGCUGCUGCUAUAUACUCCGAGGAGAAUCUCUUGAAUAAUGUUUUGGCUGCUAUUCCAUCAGAUCUCAACAGAGAUGAGUGGGUUGCAGCAUUGCCAAGGGCUUUGGUUGCAGGGUUUGUAAAAACUGAUAAGGAUUUUCAAGAGAAAGGUAUGGGUUGUUUCUGUGUUAGUUCUUAUCAACAUGCAUUCCUGAUCUGGUCAUAUCAUGGUCAAGAGAAACAGUCAUGUGGGUUAAGUAACUGUUCAAAAAAAAAAAAAAAAACGAAGAAAUAUUAGUGCUAGCAUAAGUUUGACAAGGUAGUUACGACAGUGAAGUGGUCCAGAGUUGUCCACUGUAGAAUAUCAUGAUCAUGCUCAUUCACUGGCAGAAAUUCACACUCCUGUCAAGAGUCAAGACUUUUAGGUUUAGGAAUGCAGAUUCAUCUAUGCAUGUCCUCUGAAAAGCACAGUACACAUGGCAUGAGUAGUGCAGAGCAGAGACCCUCAUGGUUGAGAAGGACUGGUGUGUAACUCAAUUAGAAAGUAACUAAAUUCAAACUGAUGAAAUAGAAAUAUAAAUGCUCACGAAGCUUUGACAUGAAUGCUUUCUGCUUGAUGCUUCAGUGAAAUGGCAGAGUAUACUCACUGAAGAAUAUCUUGAGCAUGCACCAUGCACACUGCUGGAACACCCCUUCAAGUCUAGACAUGUAUAUAUAUUGGAUC
Messenger RNA from Camellia sinensis, 1089 nucleotides. Lineage: Eukaryota; Viridiplantae; Streptophyta; Magnoliopsida; Ericales; Theaceae. The record is from RefSeq and is a predicted model, not a curated record.